AUGGUUCCAAUAACGGCUUUUGUGAUAUACAUGAUGAACCUUAUUGCUCUAAAGCAGACAAUGAGAAUGAGAAAGAUUUUCCUAAAAUCCGUUCUUAGUCAAGAUAUGGCAUGGUUUGAUUGCAAAAGUGGUCUCGAUUGUGCUACAAAAAUUACCAGUAGCAUCGAUAUAAUUAGGGAUGCCAUUGGCGAGAAGAUAGUGACAGUACUGUUCUUAGUCUUUGCCUUUGGCUUUGGAGUUCUUUUUUCUCUACUCAUGGGCUGGAAGUUAACUAUCAUUAUGUGUAUUACCUUUACUUCGAUUAAUGUGGCUUUUUCGAUUUUCGUCGGGAAAUCCGAAAAUCGCUUUACUGAACAAGAAAUAGAAAGCUAUACAAAUGCCGGAUCUAUCGCUGAAGAGGUUUUUAAUUCUAUUCGGACUGUUACAGCAUUUGGAGGAGCAGAAAUGGAAACCAAAAGAUAUGCAGAAAAUCUCAAGAUAGCAGAAAAAUCAGGGAUUAAAAAAAGCUUCUACUCUGGGCUUCAGAAUGGUAUUAUGUGGUUUCUAUCAUUUUUAGGAUGGGCUUUUGGUAUGUUUCUUGGUAUUCAUUUUAUGGCUAAAGAACUAGAUCUACCCGAUGAUAUGAGAACAUACAACGCUAUCUCCAUUCUGACAAUUGUUUCAAGUUUAAUACAUAACUCGCAAUUACUAACACUAACAAUUCCGAGUUUAGAUAUAAUAUCUACAGCAAGAAGCGUUUUUAAAGCAGUUUACCAAGUUAUCGAUCAAAAGUCAGGGCUUGAUCCUUUCAGUAUGGAUGGUAUUAUGUUAGACGAGAAUUUUAAAGGGAAUAUUAGAUUUGAUAACGUUGCAUUUCGAUAUCCUUCGAGACCAACCGUAGAAGUCCUGAAGGGUGUUAGCUUUACAUUACAAACGCAACAAACUAUUGCACUAGUUGGUCAUUCAGGGUGUGGUAAAUCCACAUGCAUACAACUCCUUCAACGGCUCUAUGAUCCUUCAAAGGGAAAGAUUACAAUUGAUGGGGUUGAUAUGAAACAACUCAACAUUGGCUAUCUGAGAUCUCAGAUUGGAGUUGUACAGCAAGAACCAGUUUUGUUCUCAGGAACGAUUGCUGAGAACAUCCGAUUCGGGAAUCCUAAAGCUAGCAUGGAGGAAAUUAUAAACGCGGCCAAUAUUUCAUAUUGCCAUAGAUUUAUCGAGACACUUCCGGAUGGAUAUAAUACCAUGCUGGGGGAAAAUGGAGCCCAGUUAUCAGGGGGUCAAAAACAGAGGAUCGCUAUAGCAAGAGCCAUUGUUAGGAAUCCGAAAAUCCUCCUUUUAGAUGAAGCCACUUCAGCUUUAGACGCAGACUCUGAAAGCAUAGUUCAGAAAGCCCUGGAUAAGGCAUCAGAAGGUCGAACCACUUUGAUCAUCUCACACAGACUUUCAAGUAUCCGAAAAGCUAACCAGAUCAUUGUUUUCGAUCAAGGCCAGAUUGUCGAAAAAGGAACCCAUGAGGAACUUAUGAGUAAGAAAGGAGCGUUUUUCAACAUACUCUUAACAGAGGGAUGUCAGAAUCUCUAUGAGAUUUAUAGCGUAACCCUUUCCAAUGUCACUUUCUUGAUAAUAACAGCAGUUUUAAUUGGAUCAGCUACUUUUGUUCAGAAUUUUUCACUGGGAAAAGCAGGAGUUCGUAUCACAUCAAUGCUGAGAAAGUUGUCUUUCAGCGCAGCAUUGAAGCAAGAAAUCGCUUGGUUUGAUAUUCCGGAAAAUUCUGUUGGAGCCCUCUGUACCAGACUUGCAACGGAUUGUACAAAUGUACAAGGAGCUACUGGUAGUCGCCUAGCUGGGAACUUGCAAGCUAUGGCUUCUGUUUCAGUUGGGGUCCUGAUAGGGCUAUGUCUCUGCUGGAAACUUGCUUUAGUGGUAUCGGCUACCUUACCCUUGCUUCUAUUUGUGGCAGUCUUUGACUCACACUAUGCGAAAGCGAGUAUGGAAAAAGUCAAAAAGUCGAUGGAAAACGCUUCGAGGAUUGCAGUUGAAGCUAUCAAUAACGUACGAACUGUAGCAAGUUUAGGUCAAGAACAACAUGUUCUCGAUAGAUUCAAUAAAGAAUUGGCAAUAGCCGAAAUUGAAGUAGAGAAAAGUAUAAGAUUUCGAGGUUUAGCCUAUAGUUUGAAUAUAUCUAUGAAUUUCUGUACUUAUGCGAUAGCUUUCCUGUACGCCGUAUCGCUGAUAUCCGAUGGAGAGGUUGAUUUUGUAGAUGCAGUUGUGAUCAUAGAAGUUAUCAGUUUUGGUGCAUGGAUGACUGGAAUUAUUCUAAUGAAUGCUCCAAAUGUGAACUUGGCAAUUUCGUCUGCUGCAAACAUAUUUAACUUAAUUGACCGUUUGCCCAGUAUCAAUGACCCGAAUGAUCAGCCUGUAAGUGAAGACAUCACUGGUAAUGUCAAUAUGGAUAAAGUUGUAUUCCACUAUCCUAGCCGGCCUACAGCUAAAGUUCUUAGAGGAUUUAGCCUACAAAUUCCCCAAGGAAAGACUAUAGCCUUAGUAGGGCCUUCUGGAUGUGGGAAAUCUACAUGUAUCCAGCUUCUUCUUAGAUUCUAUAAUCCAAAUCAGGGAAGAAUAGAUUUCGACGGAGCAUCAAUCUGCGAUAUCUCUUUAAAACAUCUUCGAUCACAGCUCGCCUUGGUUUCUCAAGAGCCUAUUCUCUUCGAUAGAACCAUAGCUGAAAACAUCGCUUACGGUGAUAAUUCAAAGAAAGUGUCCAUGGAAGAGAUCAUUGAAGCAGCCAAGGAAGCUCAAAUUCAUUCAGAAUUUAUUACAAAGCUGCCUUUAGGCUACGACACCCCUUUAGGUCCUAGAGGAACUCAGCUUUCUGGUGGACAGAAACAAAGAAUCGCCAUUGCCAGGGCGUUAGUUCGAAAGCCUAAAAUCCUCCUCUUGGAUGAGCCAACUUCAGCUUUGGAUGCAGAGUGUGAAAAAUCGGUCCAAACCGCUCUAGAUAGGGCUAGUAAAAAUCGUACUUGCAUCGUAAUUGCUCAUAGACUCUCCACUAUUCAAAAUGCUGAUUUAAUUUGUGUUAUAGAACGAGGACAGAUCGUCAAGAUGGGUACUUAUGAUGAAAUCAUAAAUUCCGGAGAGUUGGACUAUCAGUUAUGA
This is a messenger RNA of Phlebotomus papatasi, 3138 nucleotides long. Its product is annotated as multidrug resistance protein homolog 49-like. The coding region runs from base 1 to 3138 and encodes 1045 amino acids. The record is from RefSeq and is a predicted model, not a curated record. Gene Ontology annotation, biological process: transmembrane transport. Lineage: Eukaryota; Metazoa; Arthropoda; Insecta; Diptera; Psychodidae. Gene Ontology annotation, cellular component: membrane. The transcript has 7 exons. Gene Ontology annotation, molecular function: ATP hydrolysis activity; ABC-type transporter activity; ATP binding.